CACGAGAUUUCUCUCUUUUAAGACACCAAAAUCUCGUGUCCAAGCACGCGUUCCACGUGUCUCCUUCACACGAUCCGUCUAUCCCACUCCUCACGUCUCUCUCGCUUAUACGCACGCCUCAUUCGUGCCAAUCACUAAACUCGCACACAUACAUCCGUGCCAACACGCUUGGCAGCCAACACACGCGCGAAACCCUAGUCUUUCGCACGCAUUCAAUCGCUCACGCGCCUCCUCCUCUUGCCGGCCGGACCCGACCCGUACCCGCCGGAAAACCAUCUAUUUCUCCUCCUCUUCUAAGGUUCUGCGCUCUCCCGGCAUCCAGCGGCACUCCGUCAACCGGAGCUGGAUUUUCGCCCGGUCGCCGGGGGAACUCAGAUUUGCGCGGUGCGAAUUCGAGGUAAAGUUUGGUUUCGGCGAGUUGGAAGAUGGAUCAUUGCUUUGAGUUUUGACGGAGAAGGGAACACAUGAGGAGACGAUUUGAGGAGGUAGUGGUUAAAUUUUGGUGGUGAUGGAGAAUUAUCGGCUUGUGAGUGGCGAAUUUUAGUAAGGGAGUGGAUGCUUGAGAAUUAAGCAAGAAAGUAUGACUCGGUUUACUGAGUAAUCUGUCAAGGAAAAUCUAAAGUAGCCCAGAAAGGAAAUAACAGUUGAUGUUGCCACAUCUUUUGGAAGAUGUAAGCCAUUGCAUUAAUUACUAAAAGUUAGAGAAGUAAUGAUGGCAUUUGCCUUAGAGAAGUUGUAACAGUAUAGUUGUUACAAUUAAAAGUCAAGCUUUAGUGAGAGAGGUUAUGGCAACAGAUAUGCAGAAAUUGAUUGGCACUGGUGAAGAAGAUGAUGAUGAAGACGUGGAGAUGGAUGUAAAGGAAGAAGAUGAUGAAGAUGAAGAGAACAGAGAGAAACAUAUUGCCACACAAGUGAUGGUGGGGGUUGAUGGAGGAAUGCCGCCAAGUGGCAGUAGUAAUCAGUUUCAACAUCAUCAGCAAAUUCAAGAGCAAGUAAGCACCCCGGGUGGUGGAGGAGGCAACCGGAGAUGUAGACCACUUGAAGAAAAGGAGAGAACAAAGCUAAGAGAAAGACAUCGGAGGGCUAUUACUGCAAGAAUCUUGGCAGGCCUAAGGAGGCAUGGGAAUUAUAAUCUAAGGGUGAGAGCUGAUAUCAAUGAUGUCAUUGCGGCUCUGGCCAGGGAAGCUGGUUGGGUUGUACUUCCAGAUGGAACCACAUUUCCUUCAAGGUCACAGAGCUCAAAGCCUGUUGGUGGCACUUCCGCAGGGAUGACUUCUUCAUCUUCGCAUAUGGCAUCCCAACAGACUCCACCACCUGUCCUUAGAGGAGUCUCUUCUGGAUACCGAAGCUCCAUGGAAUACAAUUCAUGUCGCAUGAAAGGUGUUUUUGUCCCUACUCCUUCACCUUAUGAUUUAUCCCCAGUUGCUCGGUCUCAGACCUCAGUCAUGGUUGGAGAUGGAGGGGUUCAACCGGAGAGUCAUCCUCUUAGCGGAAAUUCGGUGGAUACUCUCAAUGACAAGCAGGUUGUUGAUAUACCUUCAAAAUUAUCUGAGCGCAAUUUUGCUGGCACUCCAUAUGUUCCUGUUUAUGUAAUGUUACCGUUAGGUGUCAUCAAUAUGAAGUGUGAAUUGGUUGAUCCAGAUGGUUUGCUAAAGCAAUUAAGAACGUUGAAGUCAGUCAAUGUAGAUGGGGUUAUGGUCGACUGUUGGUGGGGAAUUGUAGAGGCACAUGCUCCCUUGGAGUAUAACUGGAGUGGUUACAGGAGGCUCUUUCAAAUGAUUCGUGAGCUUAAGCUUAAGUUACAGGUUGUGAUGUCCUUUCAUGAAUGUGGUGGCAAUGUUGGCGAUGAUGUUUGUAUUCCCUUGCCUCAUUGGGUAGCAGAAAUUGGUCGACAUAACCCUGAUAUAUUUUUCACUGAUAAAGAGGGAAGGCGAAACCCUGAAUGUCUUUCAUGGGGGAUUGACAAGGAACGAGUUUUAAGGGGUCGAACUGCUCUUGAGGUAUACUUUGACUACAUGAGAAGCUUCCGGAUAGAGUUUGAUGAUCUCUUUGAGGACGGUAUCAUCUCCAUGAUUGAAGUUGGACUAGGCCCCUGUGGGGAGUUGCGUUUUCCUUCCUGUCCUGUGAAGCAUGGUUGGAGAUAUCCUGGUAUUGGAGAAUUUCAGUGCUAUGAUCAGUAUUUACUGAAGAGCUUGAGGAAGGCAGCAGAAGCAAGGGGACACUCUUUUUGGGCUAGGGGACCAGAAAAUGCUGGUUCUUAUAAUUCUCAGCCACAUGAAACGGGUUUCUUUUGUGAUGGAGGUGAUUAUGAUGGAUAUUAUGGUAGGUUCUUUCUUAAUUGGUACUCCCAGCUUUUAGUCAGUCAUGGUGAUCGGGUACUCUCUCUGGCAAAGUUAGCAUUUGAAGGCACCUGCAUUGCUGCAAAACUAUCAGGUAUUUAUUGGUGGUACAAAACAGCCAGUCAUGCUGCUGAAUUAACUGCUGGGUUUUACAACCCAUGUAACCGCGAUGGUUAUGCUGCAAUCAUGGCAAUGCUAAAGAAGCAUGGAGCUGCUUUGAAUUUUGCGUGUGCAGAAUUGCAUAUAUUAAACCAGCAUGAGGAUUUGGCAGGGGCACUAGCAGAUCCUGAUGGGUUGACAUGGCAGGUACUGAAUGCUGCAUGGGAUGUAAACGUACCAAUUACAACCGAGAACGCUCUUCCUUGCUAUGGUAGAAUUGAGUAUAAUAAGAUACUGGAUAAUGCCAAGCCACUUAAUGAUCCAGAUGGAAGACAUCUUUCAUCUCUUAUAUACCUUAGGCUCAGCACAACUCUCAUGGACCGACAAAACUUCAUGGAAUUUGAACAUUUUGUCAAGAAAAUGCAUGGGGAAGCGAUUCUUAAUUUACAGGUAUAGCAGGGAGGAAUAAGGUUUCUCCCAGAUUGUGUACCAUUUGUCUUACCCCUUAUGAAGCGUUGGGGUCAUUCUGUUAAUGAGUUAGGCAAAUAGCAUUGUUAAAUAGUUGCAAGGAACUCCUCUGUAAAUGACAUCAAAAAUGCAAAGAAAUCAGUUUCUAUGAACUGAGGUUCUUGACAUGCUCCUAGUUAAUUUAGGUUGCCUAGUGUAUAUUUAUAGAUUCAAUUUCACUAAUGAGAGCAGAGAAAAAUUCUCUUUCUCGCCUGUACUCCACUCUUAGUGAACUAUUAGAAUUUUUCAAGUUGCUAAGGUUGUGCUAUGAUUAGUUGUGCAAUGCUCUAGUUGGAGUAUUCGUUUUGGACCGUAUAAUGUGAACUUCAUUUGCUCAA
Molecule: messenger RNA, 3283 nt
Organism: Carica papaya (papaya)
Lineage: Eukaryota; Viridiplantae; Streptophyta; Magnoliopsida; Brassicales; Caricaceae
Gene: BAM7
Product: beta-amylase 7
Biological process (GO): polysaccharide catabolic process
Molecular function (GO): beta-amylase activity
Source: RefSeq, a predicted model, not a curated record